UACCGACUCAUUGAGUGCGAUUCCGAACGCAGCCAGAGCUUCGCCGUUUUAAUCAGGAUUUGGCGCGGUUUUGAUAUUGGUUUCGCCUCGCGGUGCUGACGUCAUCACUCACGCGCGUCAGCUUGGAGGUUUCUGAGAUCUCCUCUUUCAGUGAAGCUCCUCCCACAACAAUCACUCCUUCAGUUAAGCUCCUCCCACUGCUGUUCAGCACUUAAUGCUGGAAUAAAUGCUGGAACACACUGAACAACAAACAGGUUUUUGGGUCCUGCUGCAGAUGAAGCCUGUCAGUAUGUGACUGGAAUUCUGGGUAAAAACCCGUUACUCCUGAGAGAGCUGAAACUGAGUGGACAUGAACUAGGAGACACACGAGUGAAUCAGAUCGCUGCUCUACUGCAGGAUAAACACUGUCAACUCAACACACUGAUUCUGUAUAGAUGCAGUAUUACAGAGAAACAGUGUCUCAUCCUGACUUCAGCUCUGAAAUCAAACCCAUCACACCUGAGAGAACUGAACCUGAGCUGGAAUAAACUCGGAGACUCUGGAGUGAAACACCUCAGUGAUCUACUGAUGAACACACAAUGCAAGCUGCAGAAACUAGUUCUGUAUGGAUGCAGUAUUACAGAGAAACAGUGUCUCAUCCUGACUUCAGCUCUGAAAUCAAACCCAUCACACCUGAGAGAACUGAAGCUGAGCAGGAAUAAACUCGGAGACUCUGGAGUGAAACACCUCAGCGAUCUACUGAUGAACACACAAUGCAAGCUGGAGAAACUAGUUCUGUAUGGAUGCAGUAUUACAGAGAAACAGUGUCUCAUCCUGACUUCAGCUCUGAAAUCAAACCCAUCACACCUGAGAGAACUGGACCUGAGCUGGAAUCAAAUAAAAAACACAGGAGUGAAUCACUUAUGUGACGUACUGAAGGAUUCACGCUGUAAACUGGAGAGAUUGAGUCUUUAUGACUGUGGCAUUACAGAUGUUUCUUCUUUAACUCAGUCUUUGAGAAACACAAAAGCUCUGCAGUUUCUAAAAGAGCUUCAUCUGAGUUAUAAUAUGAUUGGAGACUCAAAGCAGCAGCUCAUCGAUGUGCUACGAGACUCAAACUGUAAACUGAGUGUAGAUACACAUCCAUCACCAGAAGAUGAUAAAUGCUGUAUAUCAUAGUUUGAAGUCGUCUUGAGAGGAGCAGUAAACAUCAGGUGAAGAUCCACAGAAGAGCUGCACUACUGCGUCUAUGAGGAGAAAUAAAUGUGUGAUAAAUGUGUAAAUGUGAUCCAUACACGUGAAGAGACUCAGACUUUACAAUGAAAUAAUGCAGCAUGUGUGUUAGAAACAUGAUAUUGAAUGAUUAAUGUUGCUUUAGUAUUCAAACUAAUGAUCAUUUUGUUUAAUUUAAAGCUGGAACAGAGGAAGAAGCUCAGAUGAGUCUGUCUGUGCAGCACUUAAAUGUAUCUAAAUAUAUAAAGCAAAUCUUCAAUGUGUGAAAUUUCCAUGUUACUUAAAACAUUUACAUGAGCUCUCUUACAUUUUAUACACAUUGUUAUUCUGUUUAAUGUUAUAUUAAGUUAGUUAUGUGUCUGUCUGUUACUAACAAUCACAAAUCCUCUCAUUACAACAAAAGCAGAAACACAAUGUAAAUAAAAGAUGGAUUGUGCAGUUUUGACAGAUGAAUUGAUUAAAACGGGAGUUUUCACACAGUGAGUUUGUGCUGAACUGACUGACAGCUUCAGUGUUUAUAAAUGCUGUGCCUUUUACUCGAGGUUUGUGUCGUUUUAUUCACAAUUUGAAGAAAAGUUUGUUUUUCAUGAAACUGUGAC
Molecule: messenger RNA, 1811 nt
Organism: Onychostoma macrolepis
Lineage: Eukaryota; Metazoa; Chordata; Actinopteri; Cypriniformes; Cyprinidae
Product: ribonuclease inhibitor
Exons: 8
Coding region: 568-1158 (196 amino acids)
Molecular function (GO): protein binding
Source: RefSeq, a predicted model, not a curated record